AGCCGGGCGCCGGCGCUGGCUCUCCAGCUGUUUGUAGGCCCCGGGUGAGGGUCCGAGGAAAGCAGAGCAGUCGCGGCACCUCCCGCGCACCCCGGUCGGCCGCCCGGUCCCGCCCGCCCCGCUGUCCCGUCAGCCCCCGGCGUCCCGGCCGGCGCCUCCCAGGCUGCUGCGGGCGCUCUGACUGACAGGCACAGCCCUCGCAGCUGGCGACGUCCGCCACGUCCCCGGGCUCGGCCGCCGACCCCGCGCGGCGGUGACCUUUCCGAGCCCCUGGCGAUGCGGGCUCCUCGGAGCCGCCGGCCCCGACUCGCGCCGCUCUCGCCGCUGCUGUGGCUCCUGCUGCUGGCGGCCUUGGGGCCGGCGCGCGGCUGGGAGAGCGGAGACCUGGAGUUGUUCGACUUGGUGGAGGAGGUGCAGCUCAACUUCUACCACUUCCUCGGGCUGCAGCAGGAUGCUUCAUCUACAGACAUCAGAAAAGCAUAUCGUAAGCUUUCACUAACUUUACAUCCAGACAAGAAUAAAGAUGAAAAUGCAGAAACUCAGUUUAGACAAUUGGUGGCCAUAUAUGAAGUUUUAAAGGAUGAUGAACGAAGGCAGAGGUAUGAUGAUAUUCUGAUCAACGGACUUCCAGAUUGGCGACAGCCUGUGUUCUACUACAGGCGGGUGAGAAAAAUGAGCAAUGCUGAGCUGGCAUUACUCUUGUUCAUUAUUCUCACAGUGGGUCAUUAUGCUGUGGUUUGGUCAAUCUACCUGGAAAAACAACUGGAUGAACUGCUUAGUAGAAAAAAGAGAGAAAAGAAGAAAAGGACAGGAGGCAAGAGUGUGGAUGUAUCAAAACUUGGAGCUUCAGAAAAAAAUGAAAGAUUGCUGAUAAAACCACAGUGGCAUGAUUUGCUUCCUUGCAAACUGGGAAUUUGGUUUUGCCUUACACUAAAAGCAUUGCCUCAUCUGCUGCAGGAUGCUGGGCAGUUUUACGCUAAAUAUAAAGAAACAAAAUUAAAGGAAAAAGAAGAUGCACUGACUAGAACUGAACUUGAAACGCUUCAAAAACAGAAGAAAGUUAAAGUUAAAAAGCCAAAACCUGAAUUUCCUGUAUACACACCUUUAGAAAGUGCAUAUAUCCAGUCUUAUGAUCAUGGAACUUCCAUAGAGGAAAUUGAGGAGCAAAUGGAUGAUUGGCUAGAAAACAGGAACAGAACACAGAAAAAGCAGGCACCUGAAUGGACAGAAGAGGACCUUAGCCAGCUGACAAGAAGUAUGGUUAAGUUCCCAGGAGGGACCCCAGGUCGAUGGGAAAAGAUUGCCCAUGAAUUGGGUCGAUCCGUGACAGAUGUGACAGCAAAAGCCAAGCAGCUGAAGGACUCUGUUACCUGCUCCCCAGGGAUGGUCAGGCUGUCGGAGCUCAGGUCCUCGGCCCAGACGCCCAGGCCCGCGAAGGCAGCUUUGGCCCUGCCCGACGCCAUCGUCACGCCGCGAGAGGAGGACGCAGCGCGGGAGCCCGAGGCCCGGGUGCGGCGGCGGCGGCCGGAGGAGAAGGCGCGCGGGCGGCGGCAGAGGGACUUCGAGGAGGCGGCGCGGGCCGAGUCCAGCGAGGACGACGAGGACGGGGAGGCGGCUCGGCGGGCCGGGCCGUGGACGCAGGCCCAGCAGCGGCUCCUGGAGCUGGCGCUGCAGCAGUACCCGCGCGGGGCCGCCGACCGCUGGGACCGGAUCGCGCGCUGCGUCCCCGACAAGAGCAAGGAGGACUGCAUCGCCCGCUACCGGCAGCUGGUGGAGCUGGUGCAGAAGAGGAAACAAGCAAAAAGCUGAGCGGAGACCUCGGCCGCCGUCGUUCUCCGAAAGGACCGUUGCAAAGAUCCUGCGCACAACUUGCGCUCUGUACCAACGUGUUUGCACACGCCACGUGCCUUAUAAAGAAAUGAGCCCCAA
Heterocephalus glaber (naked mole-rat) is the source of this 1929-nucleotide messenger RNA. It is a transcript of the gene Dnajc1, whose product is annotated as DnaJ heat shock protein family (Hsp40) member C1. The record is from RefSeq and is a predicted model, not a curated record. Gene Ontology annotation, cellular component: endomembrane system. NCBI's taxonomy places the organism in Eukaryota, Metazoa, Chordata, Mammalia, Rodentia, Bathyergidae.